Messenger RNA from Protopolystoma xenopodis, 870 nucleotides. The record is from the annotation of a GenBank genome assembly. Lineage: Eukaryota; Metazoa; Platyhelminthes; Monogenea; Polystomatidea; Polystomatidae.
CUGUCGCCUUUUUCGUCUUCUCAGAUCAGCUACCUCAAAGGCAGUCGGCGUGUCGUGAGUCCCUGCGAGAAGGCGGGCAAAUGGCGUCAUUUCAUCCACGCCCUCUUUCUCAACUGCGCCAGCCUCGACGUCAAUCCUGCCAUUCGCGAGUUCACCAAAACCCUCGAGUUCUAUCUGUACCUGGACGAGCGUCGUGACUGGGCCGACUGUCGUGACUGCUUCCGUCUGGACGUCAAAUCCCAACUGGCCGGUGCCAUCAUCGCCAUCGACAAACCGGACACUUUGGGCAACAUCAACGACAAAAGCAUCAACCUGAAACCGGGCACCUUAACCGAAAUUCGUCUCUCCAUCGAACAGCACAUCCAACAACUGCCGCCCUACGGCAACUGUUCCAACUCGACUCCCAGCCACCUUUCACUCUACGGCAUGAACUACACCUACUCCGAGUCGGCCUGUCGUCAAGCCGCCAUCCAGACCAGUCUUCGAGAGCACUGCGGUUGUCAAGCCAUCGAGUACCCCUACGACCCGGACAGUCGACUGCCCUUUUGUCAUGCCGCCGCCGAGUUCGUCCCCAAAACCGCCUGCAACGCCAGUCAGUCCGCCAAACUGUCGGCCCGACAGACCAACGCCGACGUCGACGCCGACGCCGACGCCGAGCUCGGAGCUGGGGCCGGCGAGGAGGCGUCGGCAGAGCACCUGCGCUGUAUGCUUCUGCUCGACAAGCUGUUGGAGCGUAGCAUCUGCAAGUUGCGCGUUGUCGGCGGAUACCAAAACGACGUUGUGCCCGGCUGCCGUAUGCCCUGCUCCUUUUACGCCUACGAGACGGAGAAAUCGACCUCUGCCUGGCCAGCAAAGGUUGAUUUUGAUUAA